AUGAGUGCAGAAGAAGGCAAUUCUCGAGCGGAUUCUCCCACGGUAGAAGAGGAACGUCCGCCGGGGGCUGGAGAGGUGGCCGAGCAUGAGAUCGUAAAAAUGGAGGACGUAAUUACUAUCGAUCCGGAAACUACGGAGGUCGAUUUGAAUCACGGACGUAUCGGCAAGAUCGAGAAUCUCGAACCUCUAACCAAACUUGAACGUCUAUAUUUGCGGUGGAAUUUGAUAAAGAAAAUUGAAAACCUAGAUCAUCUCACUGCACUGAUCGAGCUGGAGCUGUAUGACAAUCAAAUAACGGAGCUGGAAAAUCUGGACCAACUUGUCAAUUUGGAAAUGCUAGACGUGAGCUUUAAUCGACUCCAUCAAAUUAAGAACCUUUCCACACUGACAAACUUAAGAAAGCUAUUUCUUUGCGCUAAUCGCAUAACUUUGAUUGAAAAUUUGGGUCAUUUAACCAAUCUCACCAUGCUCGAGCUGGGCGAUAACAAAAUCCGGAAAAUCGAAAAUCUGGAGAAUCUCUCCAACCUCACUCAUCUGUAUCUGGGCAAGAACAAGAUAACAAAAAUUGAAAAUCUGGAUAAGCUGACCAAGCUGGAAUGCCUGAGCUUGCAGUGCAACAGGUUAACUAAGAUCGAAAACUUGGAUCAGCUGACCAAUCUAACCGAGUUGUACCUGUCGGAAAACGGCAUAGAAACGAUCGAAAAUUUGAAUCAAAACAGGCUAGUUGAAACGUUAGACCUGGCGAAGAAUCGGGUAAAGGCCAUCGAGAACAUCGAUCAUCUGGAGGUAUUGGAGGAGUUUUGGAUGAAUGACAACGGCGUCUCUGAGUGGAGCAGCGUGGAAAAGCUGGCAAGCAACAAACGCUUAGCUACCGUUUAUUUGGAGCGCAAUCCAGUGGCCAGUGAUGUUAAUUAUCGCCGAAAACUGAAGCUAGCUGUGCCUUGGUUGCAGAAGAUCGAUGCUACGCUCUGUCGUUAGAUUGUGAUGUUUUUUAUCGAUCAAAUACAUCUAAGAUGCGUUGUGGGUAAUACGAAAUGCAUUUUGUGAAGCGGUCAUUCAUCUGUAGUUGUAUAGAAUACAGUCUUUAUUGCUAGUUUAAGGUAAAAUAGGAAUGUGUAGUAAUCGAACAGCAUCCAAUGAGUCACAAAACAUGUUGCUUUAAAAUAUUGCUAGUAAAUAUUACUCCUUUGUAUUGGCGCACAAGUCUAAAUGAAAAUACCUCUCAUUGGCUAUUGCAUUGGCAAAUAUGUAUUUUAGUUAAAUAAUACGAAAGGCAACUCCUAUAAAGCAGCAAAAUAUUGAUAGUAAAG
Anopheles nili is the source of this 1310-nucleotide messenger RNA. RefSeq names its product protein phosphatase 1 regulatory subunit 7 (gene sds22). The transcript is spliced from 6 exons. Gene Ontology annotation, molecular function: protein binding. The record is from RefSeq and is a predicted model, not a curated record. NCBI's taxonomy places the organism in Eukaryota, Metazoa, Arthropoda, Insecta, Diptera, Culicidae. The coding region runs from base 1 to 978 and encodes 325 amino acids.